Molecule: messenger RNA, 2352 nt
Organism: Haemonchus placei
Lineage: Eukaryota; Metazoa; Nematoda; Chromadorea; Rhabditida; Trichostrongylidae
Source: the annotation of a GenBank genome assembly
AUGAAUGUUGUACAGGGCCUUCUAUCGGCCGUGUCACCGCUUUCCGACGGUGAUUUUGCCGAUCGUCUUAACUAUUGUAUUACCACUGUCGGUCUUGUUCUAACAUCAGCAUUCAUCUCAGGAUGGAGGNAAGGAUGGUGGAUGGAAUAUGCGUUAGAUUAUUGUUACGUGCAAAAUACGUACUUUGUACCAAUGACCGAUGUCAAAGUACAUAACGCCUUCGAUUUUGCACAACAUGUCAUCGAAAUCCCAUCUAAUCAUACGGAACGUGAAGCAAAACAAAUCGGUUAUUACCAAUGGGUGCCGUUUAUACUUGCGGCACAGGCGAUUCUUUUCUAUCUUCCCGUUGUCAUAUGGCGUGCAAUUUAUGAAAGUUCAGGUUUCAAGGUGAAAGCCAUCUGUGACACAUGUAGUAUGCAUGCCAACAUGGAUGAAGCUACACGCCAGAAGAACAUGAAAACGAUCGCCGCAUUUCUUGUUCAGGAACAUUCCGUCGCUCUAGUAAAAGCUGGAAAAGCACGACAAAUCACCAGCGGUAGCUACAUUACGAUCGUUUAUGUGGCUGUGAAAUUCCUCUAUGCCCUCAACGCCAUCUUCCAAUUCAUUUUCCUGAAAAAUGUACUCGGUGUGAAAUCAUACACAUGGGGUCUGGACGUCUCGUUGGAUUUGUGGAAUGGUCGUGAAUGGCCUGAAACUGGCAACUUCCCAAGGAUUACCAUGUGUGAUUAUGACGUCAGAGUACUUGGAAAUCUUCAUCGGCAUACGGUUCAGUGUGUUCUGAUGAUCAACAUGUUUAAUGAGAAAAUCUUCGUUGCUCUAUGGUACUGGCUGUGCAUCAUGCUCAUCGUCAGUGUGUACAGCUUUGCCAAAUGGGCAAUCGCUACCGCAACGACUUCAGUCACCGGCAGAGCGCUCGUGAACAAUUAUAUUCAACAGAUCGAUCCAAAUGUGGCUCGCAGUCUGCACAAGCGAUCACUUCUCCAGCAAUUUGUCGUGGAGAAGCUGCGAGUGGAUGGAGUGUUCCUAAUUCGACUUGUUGCGGAGAAUUCCGGUGAAAUGGUUACGUUGGCGUUGCUGAAGACCUUAUGGGAGGAGUUCAUCAAGGAACGUGGCGAGCAUCCACCACCAUACAUCGAGCCGCUGCUUCUGAUGUUCUUUUUGGACGCAUUUCUCAAAGGCCUCAAACCUCAAUAUGAUGAUGAUGCCUGCGAUCGACUCAAUUACUACUAUACACCAAUGCUUUUCGUAAUUUUUUCGCUGACACUCAGUGCUAAACAAUAUGUCGGUCAACCUAUUCAAUGCUGGAUUCCUGCACAAUUCACAGGAGCAUGGGAACAAUACAGUGAAAAUUAUUGCUUUGUGCAGAAUACGUAUUUUGUACGACCGGACAGCUACAUACCCGACAGUCUGAUCGAUAGAGAAAAUUCUGAAAUAGGUUACUACCAAUGGGUGCCUUUUAUACUCGGUCUACAGGCAAUUCUCUUCUACUUACCAGCGCUCUUCUGGCGGCUUUUCAAUUGGCAGUCAGGAAUCGCUGUAAAAUCGCUAGUAACAAUGGCGAGAGACACAACCGACAUGCAGCCAGAACGGAAACGAGAAGCCGUAAUGAUAGUCGGAGCUCACAUCCAUGACUCUCUUCGCGUUCAAAGGAAAAUUUCUCAAUACAAGAGUUUCACACAAUGCGUACAUCGCGGUAUGUACCUCAGUUCACUGUAUCUCUUCGUCAAGGUGCUAUAUUUACUCCAAGUGCUUGCACAGUUCUUCAUUCUCAACAGUUUUCUGUCCACCGGCUACACCAUGUGGGGUUUCGGUAUUCUCAACGAUCUUAUGCACGGCCGUGAAUGGGAAGAAAGUGGACACUUCCCACGAGUGACGAUGUGCGAUUUCGAGGUGCGAGUUCUUGGCAACAAACAUCGCCACUCCGUACAAUGUGUGCUGAUGAUCAAUAUGUUCAACGAGAAGGUUUACCUAUUCAUCUGGUUCUGGCUUCUUGGUGUACUGAUUUACAAUAUCGGCAACUUUGUCUAUUGGUGUACGUUGCUGUUGUCAGAAGACAAGCGCAAGAGCUUUGUCGGUUCAUACCUGAAGCUGCUCGGACUUGUCAACGAUGAAGACCUUUCAAGUCAACGAGCCCUCAACAAAUUCGUUCAACGAUCCUUGCGGUCCGAUGGUGUGUUCAUCCUACAUCUUAUCUCGAAAAACGCCGGUGACAUCAUAACAACCGAUAUCAUCGCUACAUUGUGGGGAAAAUUCCUCGAAGACGAAGCAAAGGAGAAUGAAGGUGCUGAAGCGCCAACACUCGAAGAUGUCGAUGGUUUCAAGGAGCGACUCGAAAAACAUCCACUCAACUAG